GAAUUGUUGUUGAGAAGUGUGUAAUCAUAAAACAUUUGAGACAAAAUGUUGUUUAGGAAUUGUUAAAUCAUAUGUUAAUGAAGUUAAGUAUAAGUACUUAUAAAUAGUUGUAGUUGAGAUUUAAUCGAUCAAACUCUUGUUAGCGUUUUUCAGGAUGCUAAGAUUAAACAUAAAACAAGUGAGGAGACGAGAAGAGGAAGAGGCAGUCGUGGCAUUGCAUGCCUUUACUACUGCUGCAAUGGGUAUAUUUCGCCUCUACCUCUUUAUCACGUCCACGACACGCCGACCUGAACCUCGUCCCGAGUUAUCUCCUAAUCCAAACUUUUACCAGAUGCAUGUAAACAAUAUCAAUAGGCUUAUAAGGGGCAAUGACACUGACUGCCACGACCAGUUGAGGGUGAAUAGGCAUACCUUUUUAAGAUUGUGCUUUUUAGUCCGAGGUGUUGGAUUAGGGGACUCACGCAACGUAUGUUUGGAGGAGAGGGUCGCAAUAUUCUUGUGGGUCCUCGGUCACCAUACAAAGCAGAGACGUACGAAAUAUGACUUUUGGAGAUCUAUCGAGACUGUAAGUAGGCAUUUCAAUGAUGUACUCCUAGCUGUCUUGCGCCUUUACAACAUGCUCCUAGUAACGCCUGAGCCUGUACCUCCUAACUACGAAGACAGUAGAUGGAGUUGGUUUCAGAAUUAUCUUAGGGCAUUGGAUGGAACCUAUGUGCCAGUUAAUCCCCCAGCUGCUGACAGGCUGCGAUAUAGAUUAAGGAAGGGUGAGAUUGCUACAAAUAUUUUAGGUGUUUGUACUAGAAACCAAAAAUUUGUCUAUGUCUUGUCUGGUUGGGAAGGGUCGGCCACUGACUCUAGAAUCUUUCAGAACGCCAUUGAAAGACCUGAGGGUCUUAUAGUCCCCCAUGGACAUUAUUACCUUGUCGAUGCUGGUUACACAAAUGGGAACGGUUUUCUAGUACCAUACCGUGGCCAACGGUAUCACAUAAACAUCUGGAGACAAGGUCAUAUGCCAGUGAGCAAAGAGGAGUACUUCAACAUGAAGCACUCCGCUGCUAGGAAUGUCAUUGAGAGGAGCUUUGGGGUUCUUAAGAUGCGGUUUGCAAUUUUGAGAUCAGCCUCCUAUUACCCCAUAAGGACUCAAACCCGUAUUGUGACAGCAUGUUGUCUUCUCCAUAACCUAAUUAAGAGAGAGAUGCCCAAUGAUCCCAUUGAACAAGAAUACUCCGCGUGGGAACAAGAUCAUGUGAACGAUGUGCCUAAUGAUGAGCACAUUGAUAAUGUAGAUUCUUCCAAUGAGUGGACUGUGGGGAGGGAUGCGCUGGCUGCGGCCAUGUAUAACCAUUGGUUAGCCAAUGAUAUAGUGGUUAUUGCUUAUUUUUUAUCUGUUUAG
Rhododendron vialii is the source of this 1393-nucleotide messenger RNA. Its product is annotated as protein ALP1-like. Bases 155 to 1393 code for a protein of 412 amino acids. The record is from RefSeq and is a predicted model, not a curated record. Lineage: Eukaryota; Viridiplantae; Streptophyta; Magnoliopsida; Ericales; Ericaceae. The transcript is spliced from 4 exons.